This is a messenger RNA of Vicia villosa (hairy vetch), 1979 nucleotides long. Its product is annotated as protein NRT1/ PTR FAMILY 3.1. Gene Ontology annotation, biological process: transmembrane transport. Gene Ontology annotation, molecular function: transmembrane transporter activity. The record is from RefSeq and is a predicted model, not a curated record. The coding region runs from base 88 to 1824 and encodes 578 amino acids. Gene Ontology annotation, cellular component: plasma membrane. Lineage: Eukaryota; Viridiplantae; Streptophyta; Magnoliopsida; Fabales; Fabaceae. The transcript has 4 exons.
AGGUCUCGAAACCACAAGCUCACCCUAUAAAUAUCAAAAUAUAUAGCCAUUUUAUGCACUGCAAGAAAAGAACAAAGUUUUCAAAAGAUGGAGCAGAAUGGUAAUCCUCCUAGUCCUAGAAAGAAAAAAGGAGGGCUUGUCACAAUGCCUUUUAUCUUUGCUAAUGAGGUUUGUGAGAAGUUAGCUGUGGUGGGUUUCAAUACAAACAUGAUAAGUUACCUAACAAAAGAGCUUCACAUGCCAUUAACCAAAGCUGCUAACACUCUCACUAACUUUAGUGGAACUGCAAGCUUGACACCAUUGCUUGGUGCUUUCAUUUCUGAUUCUUAUGCUGGAAAAUUCAUGACUGUUACCGUUGCUUCCAUUAUAUACCAGAUAGGUAUGAUUAGUUUAACAUUAUCAGCAGUACUUCCACAAUUAAGACCACCUCCAUGUAAAGGGGAAGAGGUAUGCCAAGAAGCAAGUACAGGACAGUUAGCAAUACUCUAUGUAUCACUUUUUCUAAGUGCACUCGGGUCGGGUGGAAUCCGACCCUGCGUGGUUGCAUUUGGAGCCGAUCAAUUUGACGAAUCGGAUCCAAAUCAAAAAACAAAAACAUGGACAUAUUUUAAUUGGUAUUAUUUCGUGAUGGGAACAUCCAUCCUUGUGGCUGUGACUGUUCUUGUUUACGUUCAAGAUAAUGUUGGAUGGGGGUGGGGCCUAGGAAUCCCCACAGCGGCAAUGUUUAUCUCAAUUAUUACAUUCAUAGGUGGGUAUAAACUUUACCGGAACUUGAACCCGGAAGGAAGCCCGUUUACCCGACUUGUGAAAGUGGGUGUGGCUGCUUUUCGUAAGAGGAAGAUAACGAAAGUGCCUAACUCUAAUAUGUUAUACCAAAAUCAUGAACUUGAUGCUGAUAUUGCUUUGGGAGGAAUGUUGCUUCAUUCUCAACAGUUCAAAUUUUUGGACAAGGCAGCAAUAGUGACAGAGGAAGACAAUAUCAAAACACCAGACUUAUGGAGGCUAUCCACAGUCCACAGAGUGGAAGAGUUAAAAUCAAUAAUAAGGAUGGGACCAAUAUGGGCAUCAGGCAUCAUUCUAAUCACAGCAUAUGCCCAACAAGGCACGUUCUCCCUUCAACAAGCCAAAACAAUGAACAGACACCUCACCAAAUCCUUCCAAAUCCCAGCUGGAUCCAUGUCAGUAUUCACAAUCCUCACCAUGCUCACCACAAUCGCCCUCUACGACCGCGUCUUAAUCCGCGUCGCCCGUAAGUUCACCGGUCUCGACCGUGGUAUAACCUUCCUCCAUAGAAUGGGGAUUGGAUUUGUCAUCUCACUUUUCGCCACCUUUGUCGCUGGUUUCGUGGAAAUCAAGCGGAAAAAGGUAGCUAUGGAAAAUGGACUAAUUGAUCAUGCAAAUGAGAUAAUCCCAAUCUCAGUCUUCUGGCUUGUGCCACAGUAUAGUUUACAUGGAAUGGCGGAAGCUUUUAUGUCAAUAGGGCAUUUAGAGUUUUUCUAUGACCAAGCUCCUGAGAGCAUGACAAGCACAGCAAUGGCAUUCUUUUGGACUUCUAUUUCACUUGGAAAUUAUGUGAGUACACUUUUGGUUACCUUGAUUCACAAGUUUACUGCAGGGCCUAAUGGUGAAAAUUGGCUUCCAGAUACGAAUAUCAAUAAGGGCAAGCUGGAAUACUUUUAUUGGCUAAUCACAAUCUUGCAGUUUUUUAAUCUCAUUUACUACUUGUUUUGUGCUAAAAUGUACACCUACAAGAAAAUUCAGGUCCAUCAUAAAGAGGAUAAUAGUUCAGAAGAGAAUCACAUUGAGCUUAGUAACACAGUUUAAGUAAAAGUUUAUAAGGAUUAUUCAUGAGUUGCUUAGAUUUGGAUUUGAUCAUUACACUUAUUGUAUUAGGAGGAAUGGAUCUAUGGACCUGCAUGUACCUUUUGCUGAACACAUAUGUAAAAUAAAUAAAAAUGUACUUUGUGUGUUCUCUUUUA